GAUUCUGGAUUUAUGACUUGACAGGAAACUUAUUCUCUUCUUACCCUUUUUUUUUUUUAAGUAUACCUCAGUUUUCUACCUGGAAAAAUUCUUUUUUUUCCCCCAAAGAAAUCCAGAGAGUGUCUGUGAGACAAUGGCAGAGGACUACACACACACCGGCAUGUCAGAGUUUAUCAAAGACCGGCUGUACUUUGUCACUCUCCAAGUCAAACCAAAGAACACCAGUGACACAAGCUACUUCAGCACAGACGAUGAGUUCAUAUACGAGAGUUUCUAUACAGACUUUGGUCCGCUCAGCUUGGCCGUGUUGUACAGGUACUGCUCCAAAGUCAACAGAAAGCUCAGGUCCACCAUGAUGUCCAAAAAGAAAUUGGUCCACUACACCAGUUACGACCAGAGGAAGAGGGCCAACGCUGCUGUUCUCAUCGGUGCCUACGCUGUAAUCUAUUUGCAAAGGAGUCCAGAAGAUGCUUACAGGACUUUGAUCUCAGAAAACAAAGCUGCUUACCUGUCCUUCAGAGAUGCCGCAGUCGGAGAUUCCUUCUUCAACCUCACUGUAUUCAACUGUUUACAGGGUAUAUAUAAGGCCUUACAGCACGGUUUCUUUGACUUUGACCGCUUUAACGUCGAUGAAUACGAACAUUAUGAGCGUGUAGAAAAUGGAGAUAUGACCUGGAUCAUUCCAGGGAAAGUUCUGGCAUUCAGCAGCCCUCACUCUCGCAGUAAGACAGAAAAUGGUUAUCCUGUCCAUGCCCCCGAGGUUUACUUUUCAUACUUCCGUGAAAAUAAUGUGAAGGUAGUGGUUCGUCUGAACAGGAAGUUAUACGACAGCAAGCGGUUCCAGGAUGCUGGGUUUGAGCAUCACGAGCUUUUCUUCCUGGACGGGACCACGCCCUCUGACCUCAUCAUCAGGCGCUUCCUGCAUAUCUGUGAAAGUACAGACAGAGCCGUCGCCGUACACUGUAAAGCCGGCCUGGGUCGAACUGGCACGCUGAUUGGCUGCUACUUGAUGAAGCACUUUUGGUUCACUGCGGCUGAGGCCAUCGCUUGGAUCCGGAUCUGCCGGCCUGGAUCCAUCAUCGGGCCCCAGCAGAACUUCUUGGUGGAGAAACAGCACAGUUUGUGGGUCCAGGGCGAUGUCCAUCGCACCAAACACAAACUGCUUCAGCAGCGACUGAGUCACGCCCAGAAGCAACGCCAACAACAGCGUGACGGCUCGAUGCCUGCCGGCAGCAAACAUGACGAUAUGUCACGUCUGCUUUCCAGUAUGUGCGACCUGUCAGUCAACACCACCCUCUACAAGUCAUGCAGCUCCGACGAGAACGACUGGAGAGAAACAACUCAGGGAGACAAUCUGAGAGCUCUAAAGGGAAACAGGAGACUGAGAUCAGCGUCACCUUCCUCCCCAAGAAUACAGCUGUCCAAGGCAUCACGUGGCACCAUCCUUCCACCUCACAAAUCAGCAAAAGCUGCCCUCUCCUUGUCAUCGUCCUCCUCUUCAGAGGACCUGGAAAUAAAAUCUGCUUCAUCCACCAUAUGCAAAAAGAGGUAGAUGUUUCCAUUUUGUAAGCAAUUUUCAAAUGUUACAAUGCUAACAAACAGAAAAGGCUCAACAACAAAUACUAACAUUCUGAAGACAUUAACAGAAUUAUUGAUACUGAAGAAUAAAUUUGCAGUAGAUGGAUUAGUAAAAUUCAUUCAUUCAUUCAUUCAUUCAUUUUCAACCACUUAU
This is a messenger RNA of Thalassophryne amazonica, 1732 nucleotides long. Its product is annotated as dual specificity protein phosphatase CDC14AB-like. NCBI's taxonomy places the organism in Eukaryota, Metazoa, Chordata, Actinopteri, Batrachoidiformes, Batrachoididae. The record is from RefSeq and is a predicted model, not a curated record. Gene Ontology annotation, biological process: protein dephosphorylation; regulation of exit from mitosis; cilium assembly. The transcript is spliced from 13 exons. Gene Ontology annotation, cellular component: mitotic spindle; spindle pole; nucleolus. Bases 134 to 1552 code for a protein of 472 amino acids. Gene Ontology annotation, molecular function: protein serine/threonine phosphatase activity; protein tyrosine/serine/threonine phosphatase activity.